Molecule: messenger RNA, 612 nt
Organism: Malus domestica (apple)
Lineage: Eukaryota; Viridiplantae; Streptophyta; Magnoliopsida; Rosales; Rosaceae
Source: RefSeq, a predicted model, not a curated record
AUGGACCAGACCAAGUAUUGUGAAUUCCACAAGGGUCCUGGGCACACAACCAAUGAUUGCGCCACAUGGAGGAGGUACCUCGAGCAACUCGUGAAGGAAGGCAAGUGCGACCAGUACAUCGAUAGACUGGCUAAGCAUCUGGGGGCCACCAAUAACUCUAAAAAAAGGAAGAUCCAGCAGGCAAGAUCGGUCAAUCAGGUUCAAGCCAUAGAUGUUGUACCUAGACCAAUCGUCAGCUUCACCAAGCAAGACACUGAGGGAGUAGACUUUCCCCACGACGACUCUCUAGUGAUUUCUGUACAACUGGCCUACGUCAUCGUUGACAGAGUCAUGGUGGACAAUGGCAGCUUAGUCAACCUCCUACAAUUGUCACUUAUCCAGAAGAUGGGCCUGGAAAGCACGGUCAAAUGCAAAGCAAAGAUCUUGAUCGGAUUUAACGGACAUACCUCAACUGCCAUUGACAACUUCACACUUGAUGUAACCAGCCUGAUGAUCAUCUCGUCGCAAACCUUCAUGAUUGUUAACAGCCCAUCUCCUCACAACGAGAUAUUGGGCCGACCCUGGCUAGUGAAGAUUGGAGUUGUGACCUCGGUUGAGUAUCAGAAAAUCUGA